CUAGCUGUUGCCUCCUUUGCUCCUUGCUGGUUUGGUCUCAAUGAAGCACUCUGCAAACACACAAUAAUGGAGACAUUUCUUGGAAGGCCCACAGUCUGCCAUUAAUUCACACUCUUAGUUUUGGAAAAAUCUCACACACAGGCACAGAGGUUGCCUUUUGGACCCACUUUCUUCCUUAAUUUGCAUUUAAAAUUACAAUAAUUAUAAUUCAAGAAGCUACCCACUGGGGGUUCUCCAUUUCCCAUGUAGUCAAAAAGCCGCACUCUUUCUCUCUGCUCUCGCUCACACUCUAGUCCUUCUCACUCAGUUAUUGUAUGCACAGUGAACCACUAGUCCCUAAAUGUGAAACCCAUUUGCAAGCAGGUGCUGGUUUCAAAUUUCAAGACCCUUCUCGUUCUCUCUCUCUCUCUCUCUCUCAUUCACGGGCUUGACCAUGGUGGUCUAUGCACGGGUCUUGCUGUUGGGUUUGCUUGCUUUUCUUGCAUUGCAGCUUCCUCUGAUAAUGGCAGAUUGCCCUCUGGAUUUGAGUGGAUCAAACUUCACCCUAGCAGCUUCUUUAUGCUCCAAUAAAGACGACAGAGGAAAGUGUUGCCGAUAUAUUAAUGCGUUUAUUGCAGUUUCUGUUGCUCGCUAUGCAAAUAGAACUAGCUACCUAGGGGUUGCUUCAAAUUUUUCUGAUACCUGCCUCCAUUCCAUUUCGCAAACUAUGGAGCUAUAUGGUGUUCCAAAAAAUGCGACUGUGUUUUGUGGGUUCGGAACAAAAAUUCCAGUUAAUUAUGAAUGUGAGGGUCGAACAACUGUUACUCAGAUGCUCCAGUCUCCAAAGUUUAUGGAUGUUAUGCAAAAUUGCAAAGUGCCAUUUUCAGCAGAAAGUAGUUGCAGGAAGUGUUUAAAUGCUGGAAUUGUAUACCUUCAUCGUCUUGUGGGAACCAGUGAUAAUAUAACUUUGAGUACUUGCCGUGAUGCAACUUAUGCUGCACUUGCAAGCCAGGUUGAUGAUGCUUCAGCUGUCAAUAUUGCAGCAUGUUUCUUUGGAGUUCAAGGGCUUAACAUCCCUCCAGAGCCAUCAUCCCCAUCCACACCUACUUCUGGUCCUGGGGCUUCUCCAAGUCCAUUGGUUGCUGACAGUCCAAGCCAAUUUGUCUUGGGAGUAACCUUAAAUGAUAACCACCAUCCCUUCCAUCUGACAUUAAUUCCAGGUAUUGGCAUUGCAGUUACAGUCAUUGCUGUUACAAUGCUGAUAGUCCUGAUGGUUCUUAUUCGUAAGAAACACAGAGAGCUAGAGCAAUCAGAGAAAAUAGACAAGGUCUCAAAAGCUUUCCCUCCUCCUCGGCCAAUGCGAAAAUUUCAAGAUGGAGGGGGACCUACAUCAAUGUUCCGAAAAUUCAGCUAUAAAGAAACAAAGAAGGCAACAGAUAACUUCAACACAAUCAUUGGACAGGGGGGAUUUGGAACUGUAUAUAAAGCUCAAUUUAGUGAUGGGUUAGUGGCUGCAGUAAAGAGAAUGAACAAGGUUUCAGAGCAGGGAGAGGAUGAUUUUCGCAGAGAAAUAGAACUUCUUGCUCGGCUGCAUCACCGUCAUCUUGUUUCUCUAAGAGGCUUUUGCGUGAAAAAACAUGAGAGAUUUCUGAUAUAUGAAUAUAUGAAAAAUGGAAGCUUAAAGGAUCAUCUUCAUUCCCCUGGAAAGCCUCCUCUCAGUUGGCAGACAAGAAUUCAGAUUGCUAUUGAUGUGGCUAAUGCCCUGGAGUACCUCCACUUCUAUUGUGAUCCGCCUCUAUGCCAUAGAGACAUCAAGUCAAGUAACAUUUUACUGGAUGAAAACUUUGUUGCUAAGGUUGCAGAUUUCGGCCUCGCACAUGCAUCAAAAGAUGGUUCUAUUUCCUUUGAGCCAGUGAAUACUGAUAUCCGCGGAACUCCUGGUUAUAUGGAUCCUGAGUAUGUGGUAACUCAAGAACUCACUGAGAAAAGCGAUGUAUAUAGUUAUGGUGUUGUACUGUUGGAGAUAUUAACAGCAAGACGAGCAAUACAAGACAACAAGAAUUUAGUGGAAUGGUCUCAAAUAUUCAUGGCAUCAGAAACAAGACUGCCUGAGUUGGUGGACCCACGUAUCCGGGAUUCCUUUGACUUGGAUCAGCUUGAAACAAUUGUGACUAUUGUGAAAUGGUGCACACAGAGGGAAGGACAGGCGAGGCCUUCAAUCAAACAGGUGCUUAGGCUUUUAUAUGAGAGCUCAGACCCAAUGCAUAGUGGGUUUCUGCAAGCUGUGGAGGAUGAAGAGUAUGAAGGAAGUGAAGGAAGAGGAAGAAGUAAAGGAAAGAUGCAUAGGAGUGAUGUGUUUUUCCAUAGUGGGGAUGGAAGAUAUCUUGCUUCUUCAAGUACAUCAAGAUCAUAUUGUAGCAGAAGCCUCUUACUUGAAACCGGCUCUCCACAAUCUCCCACCAAUAUACUCUCUCUUUGAGGUGCGUCUUUUUCUGAUUCAAGCCUUUUCUCAGAUCAUUGUUUACUGGAAAGCUGUAGCGCCAUGACGGAUUCAUUGAUGAGACAAUUCUAUCGACGUGAUUUAUGCAAGUUGACAGGUGCGCAUGGUUUGUCUCGUUUAUUGAGUGAAAACUCCGCUUCAUAGAGGAUGUCAAUGGCAUUGAGAUUUUCACUAGCUGGAUGGAAAAGGGUCAUUGUAAAAGUUUUAGAUACUUUGUUUUGUUUGAUGUUGUCUUAACAAUUUUGGAAGAAUUAAGGCAUAAAUAUAGAGUUUUUCUCUUGCAUCA
Molecule: messenger RNA, 2765 nt
Organism: Manihot esculenta (cassava)
Lineage: Eukaryota; Viridiplantae; Streptophyta; Magnoliopsida; Malpighiales; Euphorbiaceae
Product: probable receptor-like protein kinase At1g49730
Exons: 9
Coding region: 434-2458 (674 amino acids)
Biological process (GO): protein phosphorylation
Molecular function (GO): ATP binding; protein kinase activity
Source: RefSeq, a predicted model, not a curated record